This is a messenger RNA of Thlaspi arvense, 594 nucleotides long. NCBI's taxonomy places the organism in Eukaryota, Viridiplantae, Streptophyta, Magnoliopsida, Brassicales, Brassicaceae. The record is from the annotation of a GenBank genome assembly.
AUGCCAGAGGAUGGAGAGGCACCAGAUGUUCCUCUUGACAAUGCGGUGAUGUCCAGGCUCAAGCAAUUCAAAGCAAUGAACAAUUUCAAAAAAGUUGCAUUACGGGUGAUAGCAGGUUGCUUAUCAGAGGAAGAGAUCAUGGGGUUGAAGGAGAUGUUUAAAGGUAUGGACACUGAUAGCAGUGGAACAAUUACACUCGAGGAGCUAAGACAAGGACUUGCUAAGCAAGGUACAAGGUUGUCAGAGUACGAAGUCCAGCAGUUGAUGGAAGCUGCUGAUGCUGAUGGCAAUGGAACAAUAGACUAUGGUGAGUUUAUCGCAGCCACAAUGCAUAUUAACAGACUUGACAGAGAAGAACAUCUCUACUCAGCCUUCCAACACUUUGACAAAGACAACAGCGGAUAUAUCACUAUGGAAGAGCUGGAGCAAGCCCUCAGGGAGUUUGGCAUGAAUGAUGGCAGAGACAUUAAAGAGAUCAUUUCUGAGGUUGAUGGAGACAAUGAUGGACGGAUAAACUAUGAUGAAUUUGUGGCAAUGAUGAGAAAAGGAAACCCGGAGAUCCCAAAGAAGCGGCGUGACCUCUCAUUUAAAUGA